Messenger RNA from Tigriopus californicus, 2003 nucleotides. RefSeq names its product metalloendopeptidase OMA1, mitochondrial-like. The transcript has 8 exons. Bases 372 to 1922 code for a protein of 516 amino acids. Lineage: Eukaryota; Metazoa; Arthropoda; Copepoda; Harpacticoida; Harpacticidae. Gene Ontology annotation, biological process: mitochondrial protein processing; protein quality control for misfolded or incompletely synthesized proteins. Gene Ontology annotation, cellular component: mitochondrial inner membrane. The record is from RefSeq and is a predicted model, not a curated record. Gene Ontology annotation, molecular function: metalloendopeptidase activity.
UACAACCACUCACUCAAUCACUCAAUCACUGAACCCAUUGUCAAACAGGGAUGAGGGGAUUCUCGGGAUUCUCCUUCACACUCCCAGAUCCAUCCAUCUUUAAUACUGACCUGGUCAAGGUGCUCUUCGAACGUCCUUCCGUCUCAUUUGCUCCUGCCAUCUUGGUCCCUCUAGCCUCAGACGUUUGCCACCGAAGGCCCAUCUGGCUGGGCUUGAUCGCCUUCUUCUUUUCCAAGCCAUUUCUCCUCCCCUUCGCGAAACUGUCCAUGUUCCCGCUCUCCACCUUGGUGAACGAAUACGCGGGGUCUCAUUGGCUGAUUGGCGUGUUCGCCAUCAGUAUCUGGUUAGAAACGCUUUGAGAACCACCAGUUAUGUUUGCCGCGCAAAUCUGGCGGGCAUGUCGCUUUGGCGGAAGUUUCAAGCCCUCCUCCAAUGCAACCUCGAGCCUUCAUCCCCUUCUUCGCCCCAAAGGCAGGCCGAAUCGGCUGAUGGCUCCCAAACCGGCUCAAGUUCACACCAGCCAGGCCAAAUCAGCCCUCCCGCCCAUUUUGGUGGGCCUGGUCAAGCCAAUUGCCAGGAUCACGGCAGCGCUCUUCGGCCGACGGGUUCGGAUAUGGUGGCGAAAAUUGCCCGAUCAAAGAAGAAUAGCGGUCCUGGACAAACUAAAAAAGAGUCGGAUGAUUCUUGGAGGUCUCGGAGCUGGAACGACCAUUGUUUUGCUGUACCAAUAUGAGGCGCACAUCGAGACAUGUGCCAUUACGGGUCGAAAGAGGUUCCUGGCUUUACGCCCGGAACAAAUCGAAAAGAUCGCACGUUCUGAAUUUGAGCAAUUGCUCGAGACUUACGAGCGUCAUCUUUUACCGGGUCGUCAUCCGGCUUAUGCCCGCGUGUCCGGCGUGGCCAAUCGAAUCCUCAAAGCAAACAAAGACUACCAAGAAAUAUAUGGCAAAGACUGGACCGUCACCGUUAUUCAAGAUAAAGAGAGGAACGCCUUUGUUUUACCGUCCGGCAAUAUUUUUGUCUUCACCGGAAUGCUCGAUAUGUGCGAAACCGAUGGGCAGCUCGGAUUCGUUCUCAGCCAUGAAAUUGCUCACACCCUCCUGAACCAUGCUGUAUUGUACUGCACUUGUUCCGAAAAUCGAAACCAAUAUCAAAAGGCGAAAAAGAUCAGCACAGUGAACUUCGUUUACAUGUGGGUUCUGGUGCCCUUGGCUUUGCUCUGGGCCGUGCUGCCCAAUGACGGGAAUUGCCCUCAUAGCGGAUUGGUUCUUCAACAAAGUUUUUUAGACAAGCUAUUACUAUUUCAUGGAACACGUUGGAAUAACAUCAUCAUCAUGUGCCCACUUUCAUUCCAGUCCGGCAAUAUUUUUGUCUUCACCGGAAUGCUCGAUAUGUGCGAAACCGAUGGGCAGCUCGGAUUCGUUCUCAGCCAUGAAAUUGCUCACACCCUCCUGAACCAUGCUGGCGAAAAGAUCAGCCACGUGAACUUCGUUUACAUGUGGGUUCUGGUGCCCUUGGCUUUGCUCUGGGCCGUGCUGCCCAAUGACGGGAUUGCCCUCAUAGCGGAUUGGUUCUUCAACAAAGUGAUCGAAAUAGUCUUUGAAUUGCCCUUCAGUCGCGAAAUGGAACGCGAGGCCGAUGAAGUUGGCCUCACAAUGGCCGCCAAAGCGUGUUUUGACGUCCGACAGGCCUCUUUGUUUUGGGGGAAGAUGGAGGCUUUAGAGAGCUUGGAGGGUCACGAAAAGAUGCCCGAGAUCUUGGCCACCCAUCCAACCCACGACCGAAGACGCGAAUAUUUGGAGACACUGGUUCCCGAAGCAUUAAAAAGGCGCGAACAAAGUGGUUGUGCUCAACUGAAGGACACAAAUGUCGCGUUUCAGGAUUAUUGGCGACGAUUUCGAAGCUUGAGACCUGCUGCGUGAACAACAGCAUGUGCUGGCUUUCGGGAUCCGUGAUAGAUUCAGGACAUUCAUCUUUCAUAUCAAAAUAUAGGAGCAACAUCA